Paramecium primaurelia is the source of this 5212-nucleotide messenger RNA. Lineage: Eukaryota; Ciliophora; Oligohymenophorea; Peniculida; Parameciidae. The record is from the annotation of a GenBank genome assembly.
AUGACUCAGAGCUCUGUUAGAAAUUAAAAUGAAACAAUGUUCUUUAUUUCCUUAAUCAAUUUGAUUUUUGGGAUAAAGAAGUUAGAAAUGUUCACAAUCAUAUCUAAUUCAAUUCUCUUAGGUUUGAUCUUAAGUAAGUAAAGUUGAUGCUUAUAUAUGAAGUUUAUUUGCUAUACAAGUACAAGAGUCAUAGAAAACAACUAAUAUUUGAACAAGUCAUCAUAGUAUAUUAUUGCUGUUUCCAACUGGUUUUAAGAGGAGUACCUUCUAUUUGGUUUAAUAUAUUUUCGAUAUCUAUGGACUAACAUCUAGUUUAAUUUGUAACUUUAAUUAUUGUAUUUGCUUUCACAUGUGCAUAAGUUCAACCAAUGGUAGAGAUUAGUAUACUUUAAACAAUAUUAGAAUAAUUGAUUCUAAUUAUUAUGUUUCUUUAUAGAAAGUACAAUUUCACCAAUCUUAAGAAGCAAACUAAAAAUAAAAUACUCAAAUAGAUCAUUAAAAAUGUUAAAUAUUACACCUUUGAUUAAAACUAAAAUGAACUUAAUGGAGAAAAAUUAAUAUCAUCUGAACAAAUCUAAAAUUCAAAUGCAACAUUAUUUUCAUCUCGUUCUGAAAAUUAGAAAUUACAAUCCCAAAUUAAAAAGGAUAUCAAAAUAAAAUGUUAUACUAAAUAAUAAAUAGAAAUGGUCUAAGAAUCUCAAAUAAUGACUUCUAAACCUUCUGUUUUUGAUACUCUAAGUGGAUUUCUGGAAUCUUAUUAGAAGGAUAAACAAUAAAUGAAGAAUAAUGUAAUUUUAGCAUCUGAAUUUGAAGAAUUAACAGGACAAAAACAAUAAUAUAGAUUAUAUAUAGAAUAAUUUAAAUAAAUUUAAAAAGUUUAUACAUUAGUAGCACUAGUUAGUUUAGAAGAUAAAAUACCAUCAAAGCAAAAUAAAUAUAUAGACAAAUUUAAGAUAAGUUUAUCCAAAAUAUUUACUCACAAAUUGAAAACUCCACUUAAUACAACUCUAGGAUUUUUAUAAGCUAUUGUAUAAGAAAAUAAUACAAUAGAUGAAUAAGUAAAAACAAGAUUUUUAAAGCCUGCUUUGAUUAAUUCAAAAAUUUAAUAUUAUUAAGUUUAAGAUAUUUUAGAUUAUGUAAAUUCAGCAAAAUUAGUUACAUAUAAAAUGAGUAAGGUCAAUUUACAUAAGACUUUACAAUUAAUUUAUGAUAUGAUUGAAUUAUAAUGUAGAGCAAAAUAAAUUCAAGUUAUUUUUACAGUAAAUUCUAAACCAUUUGAUGUGAAUGAUAGGUAUUUUAAUAUAAUUUAUUAUAUGAUAGACCUAUAUAUUUAACAACUGAUUAAUUAAGAUUAGAAAGAAUUCUAUUUAAUUUAUUAAAUAAAUCAUAUAGACAUACAUAAAUUAAAGGCAAAAUUUAAUUAAAUGUAGAUGUAUUGACUGAAAAUAAUUAAGUUUAAUUUAAAAUUAAUGAUAAUGUUUAAGGAUUUAAAUAAGAAUAAUUUGAAUAAAUCAAUAAUUUUGCUAGAUUAUAAAAUUAAUGUAUUCAUGGAUUUCGAAAUUCAAUUGUAAAAAGAUCUACAUUCAAAUUUAGCCUUACAUUAUAAAUUACAAAUAAAUUAAUUUAUUUUCUUAGUGAUUUUCAGUGUUCCUUAUAAAUAAAUCAUGAUUUAGAAGAAGGAGCAAGUUAUUAAUUUUUUAUUAGUCUUGAUUGUAAAUAAGUAAAUGUUCAGUAGUCAUUUGAGAUCAGUUAAAGAAAUUUAAGUUUCUAAAGAAAAAGUUCUGGUUCACUUAAAUAACAUUUACCAAAUCAUAUUUCAUUAUUUACAACUAAUAAAAAUUAAUAAUAGUAUUAAUAUUAUUUUUUAUGUAGGGAUAAAGUGUUAGAAGAAUAUGAUAUAGAUGAAGAACCACUUGCAAAUAAACCACUUUAAUUAAGUACAUAAAUGGCUUAAACAUCUCCUAAAAGUACUCUAUUCAAAAACCAUCCUGUCUAACAAAGUAUCCUUCCUUUUCAUAAAUCUGUGUUUCAAAAGGAAAUUAAUGAUAAAUCACUAACUAUUUCUAUGGCUUUUGAUCACUCUUUUAAUGUGAAACGUGUUACAGAUUCAAUAGAUAUUAGACAAGACAUGAAUUAAACUAUAAUGUUAGUUGAUGAUGAACCAUUUAAUCAUGAUACUCUAAAAUUAAUGCUAAAAAGUUUAGGAUUCAAAAAUUUUAUAAGUGCUUAUCAUGGUUAAUAAUGUAUAGAAUUAGUAAAAAAAAAUAAUAAAUCUAUAAAAAUUAUAUUUAUGGAUCUAGAUAUGCCUAUUAUGGGAGGAAUAAAAGUAUGUAUAUAUAUAUUACAUUUAGGCUACCAAAAUUCUUAUUUAAAAGAUGUCAGAUGGAGAAAUUGAUUAUAUACCAAUAGUUGCAUGUACUGCACAUGAUGAUAAAGAUACAUAAUAGGAAUGUCUUAUGGCAGGCAUGAUAUGUAUCAUUGCUAAACCUGUAUUUAUAAGGAGUUUAUAAGAAACAUUUUUGAGAAUUAAUGAAAUCAAAGUUAAAUCUUAAAAUUUUAUUUUUGGAUCCAAAGCAAUUUCGUCAAGUAUUAAAUGAUAAAAUUAUGAAUCUCUUAAAUAUUUUGUGUUUAUAUUUUUCAUUAACCUAAAGGAAAAGCUUGUGAUUAUAUAUAUUUUUAUCAUAAAAAUAGAAGUGAUUAUAAUUUAAUUAAAAGGAUAAAAGGUUAUGAUUAUAAUUUUUAUUAGCCAAAGAAAUAAUGUAAUUUCAUUUAUUUUUUAUUAUCCAAUAUGAUUUAAUAAACCAUUAAAUUCCACCUAAUGUUAGGUUUCCUUAUUAUUCCUGACAUAGUUAAAGGCAUACUAGUGAGCUAAAUCUCUAUUUUGAUAUGUUCAACAUUAUUAUUUACCCUAUAAAUUAGUAAGAAUUCUUUUAUUGAUUAUUAGUAUAACUUAUAUUGAUUGUUAAAUGUAAAAAAUAUGAGGAUUCAACUUGUUUCAUUUUAUUCAGCUAUAAUGUCAUUCAGAUUCUACAUUAUGGUACUCAAUCCAUCUGGCUAACAUUUUGUCUUUUACAAAUUUAUAAAACCAAUAAGUUGUAAUUACAAAAAUAUAGUAAAGCUGUAUUAGUAACACUAAGCAUAAUAUUAUUUUCAUUUUCUUAUCAAGGUAAAAUAGUUUAUUCAGAAUUUUAAUCAAUUAUUUAAUGUGUUGCAUUUCUACUGUAUGAAUUAAAAUAAGUGGAUGAUAAUGCUUCCAUUAUUGAGAUGGCUGAAAAUGAAAUUCUACAAGAGUUAAAGAAACAAAUGAUUAUAAAAAUAUUUGAUUCAAAUUAUAGGGACAUUACUCCAAAGAACAAAAUAUAAUUAGAAAUUAAUUCUUAUGUAUAAAUAACUUAAAAUACAUAAAUGGAUGAACAUCUUCAAUUUUAUAUAAAAUGUUAUUAGGAUUAAGAUUUUACAAGCAGUCCUGAUUAAAAUUCAAAUAAAUCACAAUAACUUGUAUUUCAAGAUUGCUAUUCUUUAUUGGAAUUCAUAAAUGGUUAAGAAUUAAUUUAAAGCAAUGAAUAUAAUCAUUAUAUAGCAUCUUCAGUAGAUACUUAAAAGAAUAUCAAAUAAUAAUUUGUAGUUAUGCAUAAAUCUAUAAAUUAAGGAAAUUUAUAAAUAUUAUCAUUUUUGAAAAUAGAUAACUUCAUGAUAAAAUAAACAAAAAAAAAGUUUAAUUAAUUUAAAAAAUCAUUUACUGAUCUUUUUGCUCAUAAAUUAAAAACUCCUUUAAAUGCUACAUUGGGAUUUCUUUCUUCAGCCUAUAAUAGUAUUGAUGUGGAUAAUUAAAUAAAAGUGAAUUUUAUUAAACCAGCUUAUAUAAAUUCAAAAUUGCAAUAUUUUUAAAUUUCAGAUUUAUUGGAAUUCUUAAGUACUCAGACAGAUAAGAUUAUAUUUUAAUCUAGUAAGAUAUAUAUGAAAUAAUUUUUGUAAUAAUUGUCAGAAUUGAUUGAAUCUUAAUGUAUAAAUAAAAGAAUCUUAUUUUAAGUCUUUGUUGAUUAGAUUCCAUUGUAAAAAAUUGAAAAGUAAUAAUUAUGAUAUAUUGAUUAGUUUCUAUAUUAUAUCAGAUGUUAUUAAAUUGGAAAGAGUAUUAUAUAAUAUUUUGAAUUUUUCUUAUAGACAUACACCUUCUGGAGGUUAAAUAAAUUUGAAUAUCAAUUUUAAUCAAGAACGUACAGAAAUCUAUUUUAGUAUUGAUGGGAGUGGAGAUGGAUUUAGUGAUGAGGAUAUUGAAAAUAUUAAUUUAUGGAUUAAAUAAUAAUGUGAUUUUCAAUUCAAAAAAUAACACUUAGUAAUUAAAAAAGAAUUGAAGAUGUCAUUGAAGAUUACAAAUAAUUUAAUCAAUAUUUUAAGUUCUUAAGAAUAACAUUUAGAAGUUGCUUAAUCUGAAAUAGGUGUAGAAUUUAGAUUUAAACUUAACAUCAAAGAAAGUAAGACAGUAGAAAGUUAAUAAGAUAUAUAAUCUGUUGGAGUUAUGCUUAGAUAAAGAAGUUUAAAAAAUAUGAAGAGCUCUUAAAAUAAUUGUGGAACCAAUAAAUCUAUAUUCUCAUCUAAAGAUACUAAUAUAUAGUUGAAUACAUUAAAUAUGAUUGAUGAACCUUAAGCCAAUUAACCAUUAACAAAUAAGAUUCAUAAUAACAAAUGGUAAAGGAAAAACAAAAACUAAAAGUCUUUAUGUUCUUCAUUGAUAAAUAAAGGUUUGAUUGAUACAGAUAAAUUAAUUUUGAUUGUGGAUGAUGAACCAUUCAACCAUGACACUUUGAUUUUAUUGAUGAAAUCUAUGGGAUAUAAAAAUUUUCUUAAAGCAUUUAAUGGAUAAUAAGCUGUUGAAAUGGCUUAAAAAAAUUAAUAGAAUAUUUUAUUGAUUCUUAUGGAUUUAGAUAUGCCAAUUAUGGGAGGAAUUGAAGUAUUUAUAUUAUCUAUUUAUUAGGCUACAAAAAUAUUAGUAUAAAUGAUGAUUGAUUUAGAAAUGACUUAUGUACCAAUAAUAGGUUGUACAGCUCAUGAUGAUAGGGAAACAUUAGAUUUAUGUAUUGAGGUUGGAAUGCUCCAUGUAGUAUAGAAACCAGUCUUUGUAAGAACUUUACGAGAAGCAUUUUAACAUAUUAUUCACAAUGAAGAUUUUAAAAAGAAAUCAUAAUAUUUCUUAAAUUCCUAGUUGUAAAUUUGA